UCGUGCUGUGGAACUGCGCGGUUCACGUAUCAGCCGCAUGAAAUUGUUUUUCGCUGCGAUUGCUCUAGUUGAACCUUGGAGGUAUUUCGAACAGCACUCUUCGCCUACCGAGGCGCAAGAUCGUAGUUCAGUGCAAAAUUAGAAGUGGUUUAAAAAUAAAAAGUUCUCAGUACCUGUGAUUUAUAAAAUUACAAUAUUUACGUUCAGUGCAGAUUUUAAAUUAAUCUUCAAAAAUGUUCAGCUCGAUUGCAGACAAAAACCUUGGAGCCUUCCGAAGCAUCGGAGAGAAGACAGCGUCGCUCUUCGAGCGCAAGAAGAAGGAUGUAGAACAGGUGGCUUCGGAGAAGGCUCAGGACGCCGCCCACGUCGUGGAAGACCAGGUCAAGAAGGCCGGCGAGCUGGUCGGUGGAGCGCAGUCGUCUGCCAAUGACGCGGCGAGCUCAGCGAACGCCGCCAAGAACUCCGCCAUCGAUGCCCUGGACAAGGAGCUAUCGAAGGUGUCCCUGGCGGCUGGAGAGGCGCAGGACGCUGCCAACCGAGCCGUGGCCGAUGGCAAGAAGGUCGUCGACACUGCUAAAGAUACAAUUGCAACAACCGUAGAUAAUACCAAAAAAUCAGCAGAGGCGGCAGUCAACGCAGCUAAAGAGACCCUAUCGAGCACAGUAGACACCACACAAAAAGCCGCACAGAGCGCCCUCGACACUGGCAAAUCGUACGCCACUAGUGCCAAAGAUACCGUUUCAAGCACAAUCCAAAGCACUGUAGAUACAACACAAAAGGUAGCCCAAACGGCUGUGGAAACAGGCAAAACUUAUGCUACAUCCGCAAAAGAUACAGUAUCGAACACUGUCCAGAAGACAGUGGAGGGUACUAAAAAUAUUACACAAAGCGCUGUUGAUAAGAGCAAAGCUUGUGCCGCCAGCGCAAAAGAUACGGCCCAGCACACGCUCCAAAGUGCCAUGGACACGUCAAUGAGCUAUGCAUAUUCGGCUUAUGAUAUCGGCAAAUCCUAUGUUGAUAGCGCUAGAGAUACAGUAUCAUAUACUGUAGACAAUACUAAAAAAGCCGCAGAAAGUACGAUCGAAACCGGUAAAACAUACGUCGAUUCAGCCAAAGAUACUAUUCAGAGUACUGUACAUAGCACUGUAGAUACAACAAAGCACGUUGCUCAAUCUGCACUAGAAAAAGGGAAGGGUUAUGUUGAUAGUGCCAAAGAUACAGUAGCGAGUACGGUAGAUACGACCAAAAAAACAGCAGCGGCCGCGGUAGAGACAGGCGUAUCAUAUGCCGGUGCCGCUAAAGACACAAUUGCAAACACUGUCAGUAGCACAGUAGAUGUGACCAAAAAUGUAGCCGCUUCAGCAGUAGAAAAGGGAACCUCAAUUGUAGGAAGUGCUAAAGGUACUGUUGUCAAUACUGUAGAUGCAACUAAAACAGCGGCAGCUACGGCUGUUGAAACGGGAUCUUCGUAUUUAGCCAGUGCUAAAGAUACUGUUGCAAAUACUGUUCUUAACACAGUAGACACAACUAAAAAUGUAGCCGCAUCUGCUGUGGAAACAGGCACUUCUUAUUUAGGAAGUGCAAGGGAUAAUGUCGCAAACACAGUUCAUAGUACUGUAGAUGUAACAAAGAAUGCCGCGGCUUCCGCCAUUGAAAAGGGUUCAGCCUUAGUCGGAAGUGCUAAAGAUACCGUUACCAGUACUGUAGAUGCUUCCAAAAAUGCAGCCGCGUCUGCGGUUGAAACGGGCACUUCGUAUUUAGGAAGUGCUAGAGAUACUGUAGCAAACACAGUCCAUAGUACUGUAGACGUAACAAAGCAUGUAGCGGCGUCAGCUGUUGAAAAGGGCUCAGCGUUAGUAGGAAGUGCUAAAGAUACCGUUGCCAGUACUGUAGAUGCUUCCAAAAGUGCAGCCGCUUCUGCGGUUGAAACGGGCACUUCGUAUUUAGGAAGUGCUAGAGAUACUGUAGCAAACACAGUCCAUAGUACUGUAGACGUAACAAAGAAUGUAGCGGCGUCAGCUGUUGAAAAGGGCUCAGCGUUAGUAGGAAGUGCUAAAGGUACAAAUUAUUCAACUGUAUCAUUACACUACAUGAAUUUGUUUUUUAUUCUUCAUAUCAUUACAUUUAUAAUCAUAUUUGUAGAUACCGUUGCCAGUACUGUAGAUGCUUCCAAAAAUGCAGCCGCUUCUGCGGUUGAAACGGGCACUUCGUAUUUAGGAAGUGCUAGAGAUACUGUAGCAAACACAGUCCAUAAUACUGUAGACGUAACAAAGAAUGUAACGGCGUCAGCUGUUGAAAAGGGCUCAGCGUUAGUAGGAAGUGCUAAAGAUAAGGUGGCCAACACAGUCCAUAGUACUGUAGAUGCAACAAAAAAUUUAACAACAUCUGCCAUUGAAAAGGGCACAUCGUAUGCAGGCGCUGCUAAAGAUAGCGUAGCGAGUACAAUUUCUAGUACAGUAGACGCUACUAAACACGUCACGGCAUCUGCUGUUGAGACCGGUUCCUCAUUUGUAGGCAGUGCCAAAGACACCCUUGCAAGUACUGUAGAUGCAACCAAGAAUGCGGCGGCGUCCGCUGUUGAAAAGGGAACGUCUUUAGUAGGAAGUGCUAAAGAUACCGUAGCAAGCACAGUACAAAGCACUGUAGAUACGACUAAGAGCUUUGCCGGUAACGUGGUGGAUAAGGGAUCGUCGCUUAUUGGAAGCGCGAAAGACCUAACAAGCUCGAUUUAUAACACUGAAAAUACUGAGGUUUCUUCAGAGGACGUAGUAGAAGACACUAAUGAUGGAAUCCAAAGCAAAUUCAGCUCUACAAAGGCUACUGAGGCGGCGGAGAGUUGCAAGAAAGUCGCAGAAGAUACGACUGACACGAUCCACUCGACGGUAGACAGCACAAAGAAGGCGGCAGAGGAGGCCAGAGCACAGGCAGCGAAGGCCGCCGAAGACGCGAAGGAGAAGGCCCGAAAGGCCGCGGAGGCCGCUGCUGCUGAGGCCAAGAGGGCUGCCAACGUAGCGAUGGAAGAAUCCAAAAAAGCAGCCGAAAAAGCCGCAGCGGACGCCAGCAACGCCGUGAACAGCACUGUCGACAACACGCUGAAGCGAGUGGAGGCCGCCGCCGACGAGGGCAUCAAGAACGCCGGACACGUCGUCGACGCCAAGAUCAAGGACGCCGACAAAUACCUCAGCGGCAAGCGCGACGUGCUGGCAUCGAACCUAUCGACGGCAGUGCAUGACGGCUCUGAAGGCGCCGCCGGUCUGCUGAGCAAGGGUCUCGCCGCCUUCCCCAAAUAAAGCAACAAGCGGGCUCCCGCCACGUGUACCUGCAUUCAAGCUCCGUUCUACUGGAAUCGCUAAAUCACAGUCCAUAGAAGUGUCAGCAUCAGCCUCCAUAGACAUUUUUUUGUUUUUCUUAUCAUGUUUCACAAGCCUCGUUCGAAGGGUGAUUCUUUCAUGCAACUCUGCUGCAUGUAUUUACAUUUUGACUUAAAAUGGGUUAUAUGAUGUGUUCCUUCUUUUUCCUGUUGCCAUUGUGUAGGAUGCAGCAGAAAAAUUGUGUUAAACAUGUCUCAUUUCUGAUAUGUUUUUGCCUUGCAUCUUAUCCAGAAUCAUAUUCAUACGAUUUUUUUGGUAACAGAAUUUCCAAAAUUCAUAAAGUUUAUAUGACAAAAAAAACGUAAUCUAUCUGUAACAUAAUUUUCGUUCUCUAGUUGUUUAUUAUUUUAUAUUUUUCAACUGCUGGUACAAUUAGUUUUAAGUUACCUAAUAUUAAAUUAAUUUAAGUUUUACUCAAUACGUGUUAUUAUUAUAGUAGAACAAACCUUAUAUAUUACUACACAAUGCAUUUAAAUUGCGUUUUUUAUAUAUUUUCUUUAAAGAAAUAUUUGACAUCUUUUUACAAUAUUUAAUGUCUUAAUAUUGACAAUAUUAUCUAAGUCACAAUGUAAUCUCAGUUUUUUUGUUGUUUUCAUAGCAAUAUUCUAUAAUUUAUGCUAUGUAUAGUGUAAGUUAUUAUAGGAUCUGUAUUGAACGUAUAUAUACCAUGCCUAUUUAAUUUGAGCGCCGUGCUUUGCUUGAAACCGUCCAGCAGCCUUAUACAACAAUAAAGUAACAAAAACAAUACAAAGAACUGUACAUUUACUUAAUGAUAUAUAAUAAUAUAUGUUUUAAACAUCGUCUGCUUAGCAGCUGCUAUCUUUUAGACAUCAGAUUGUACAACAGUUUAGAUAUAUUGUACAUUGCUGUACUUUUAUAUAUUUUAUUGACAGACAUAAUAUAUUUUAUUGUUGCCUAAUGUACAUUACAGUUAAAUUAUUAUAUUAAUGCACGAAAAAAUAUUACACUUUCUCAUACACAUGAGGUAUAUUUUACUGUUAACAAUUUCUUUAUUGUCUAUUAUCAACUUAUCAGUGUCGUAAUAAAUAAAUUACCAC
Molecule: messenger RNA, 4429 nt
Organism: Cydia splendana
Lineage: Eukaryota; Metazoa; Arthropoda; Insecta; Lepidoptera; Tortricidae
Product: perilipin-4-like
Exons: 30
Coding region: 234-3290 (1018 amino acids)
Cellular component (GO): plasma membrane
Source: RefSeq, a predicted model, not a curated record